CGAGUGCCCGGCUCCUUGUCCCUGCCGGGCCCGCCCUGCAGGAGCCGGCUCCAGCCUGUCCGGGGCGCGGCGUGCGGAGCCGGAGCCCGAGCCCGGGAUGGAGGAAGAGGAGGAGGAGGAAGAAGAGUGGCUGAACCGCGCAGCGCAGGCCCAGCUUCAAGGCAAGGUCCUAUUUCUUACAAUAUGUGCUGCUGGGAUUGGAGGGACUUUCCAGUAUGGCUAUAACAUCUCCAUCAUCAAUGCUCCAACUACAUACAUUCAGACAUUUAUAAAUGAAACAUGGCUAGAACGCACAGGCACAUCUCUAGAGAGCAGUGUGAUAUUGCUGGUGUGGUCUUUCGUUGUUUCUGUCUAUUCUCUGGGAGGACUCACUGGAGCUCUCAUUGCAGGACCCAUGGCAAUCAAGCUGGGAAGGAAGACAUCCUUGCUGCUGAAUAACGCGUUUGUGAUCAUAGCUGCAGUCUUGUCAGGAUUCAGCCGGAUGGCCAAAUCCUUCGAAAUGAUCAUGCUCGGCAGAUUUUUCACUGGAAUCAAUGCUGGUGUGAGCAUGAACAUUCAGCCCAUGUACCUGGGGGAAAGUGCUCCCAAGAAGGUCAGAGGAGCAGUGACCUUGACUUCUGCAUCAUUUACUGCCCUGGGGUUGGUGCUGGGACAAGUUGUUGGAAUUAGAGAACUAUUAGGGGGAGAGGAGAGCUGGCCUCUUCUUUUAGCUAGCAAUGUGGUGCCUGCUCUAAUCCAGCUGAUUACUCUGCCUUGGUUACCAGAAAGCCCUAGGUACCUCUUGAUUGACCGAGGUGACAAGGAAUCCUGCAUCUGUGCAUUGCAGAAGCUGAGAGGUAGUGGUGACCUGAGCAGUGAGCUGGAGGAAAUGCUAGCAGAACAGGCUGCCAUGAAAGGUCAGAGGGCAAAGAGUCCGUGGGAGCUGUGCCAGAAUCCAGCUGUAAGAUGGCAGCUGAUAAGUAUCGUUGUGCUGAGCAGUGCCAUGCAGCUCUGUGGAAAUGACUCGAUGUAUUUUUAUGCUUCCUAUGUGUUCCAAGAGGCUGGAAUUCCAUAUGAGAAAAUCCAAUAUGUCAUUAUCGGCACGGGGUGCUGCGAAUUGAUCACAGCCGUUACUUCUAAUGCAAUAAUAGAGCGUGCUGGGCGGCGGUUGCUGAUUCUGGGGGGAUACAGCCUCAUGGCAGUAUGGGCCAUCGUCUUCAUGGUUGCUUUAUCCCAGCAGAGUCGGAUUAGCUGGAUGCCUUACCUCAGCAUGGCCUGUAUUUUCGCCUAUAUCCUGAGCUUUGGAAUUGGACCAGCUGGUGUGACAGGAAUUUUGCCGACAGAGAUUUUUGAUCAACUGUCUCGUCCAGCUGCUUACAUGAUCUGUGGCUCUCUGCUCUGGUCCAAUCUAUUUGCUGUUGGAAUGGCCUUUCCAUUCAUUGUGGAAGGUCUUGCUCACUUCUGCUACCUUCCGUUCUUCGCGGUUUGUGUCUGCACUGCUCUAUAUGUCGGGUUUUUUCUUCCCGAGACAAAGGGGAAAACCUUCCUGGAAAUCUCCAAUGAGUUCAACAAGCGCAACUUCAAAGCUCAGACACGUGAGAAGUUUUGGAAAGGCCCUGAGGAAAUCAAAUCCACUAUGUUAUAGUCUGGGAAUAAGUAAAGGUGGCUGGUGGUUGGAAAAUAUCCUGAGAUGUUUCUCUUUUCUUGUUAGGGUGGAGACAGAAGAGGUGGGGGCUAGGGAGAAGACACUAGUCUUGGUUGUGUAGUGGAAAGUUUUCAUACUAAAGCAGGAAGUUCAGCUGAUGUUUCUUGUUCACUUCAUUUGUUAAAAACAGUUUGCACUGCAUUUCUGCUUAGAACUAUAGCAUUUAUUUAUUCCACAGUGCCCUUUGCCAUCUCUUGGGAGCAUCCACAGUGAUAUGCUACUUUGACAAACCAUUUUGAAAGCUUCUUUUAAAAAGAAUGGAUCACACUGGAUAUUAUGAUUCCAUUUAUUAAUUGUUUAUAAAGGGUUAAUAAAAUAUUAAUAUAUGUUAUACACAUUACAGACAUGAGUACUAUGCAUUAUAGAUUGUUGUAAGCAGAAGGUGUUAUAGAUGGUUAUAACUAGGGGCCUCAUUAAAUCACAAUUUCAUGGAGACCACGGAAAUCGUAAAUAUGCCCUUGGGCCCCAAACCAUGAAAUGGUAGUCAAUUUCAGGGACAGAAUGUAUUUUACAACUAAAUUGAGUCAAUUUCAAGAUGGAAUAAAUUUUACACAUAGUAGUCAAUUUAAAGGGCGGGAUGAAUUUUACAAGUAAUAUUAAUCAAUUUCAAGAAUGGAAUCAGUUCCCAACCUUGAAAUUGACUAAAUUUAGUUGUAAACUUCAUUCCAUCUUUGAAAUUCUCUAACAUUAACUGUAAAAUUCAUUCCACUCAAACUCCAUGAAAUUCAGUACUCUGCCAUUUAAACUGUUGUGGAUUUUCUUAAAAUAAAUAAAUAAUAAUUGAAAAAAAAAUUAAAAAAAGGCUCUAGUUAAAAGCCACCUAUUGACCUUCUGGCCUCUGUAAUAAUCUAUAACGUUUGAUUAACCACAUAUUAAAAAUCUGUCAAUCAUUCAUUAACCCAAUAAUUAAUUAAUCUUUUACAAGCCUUUUAUUCGUGGAACAGAAAAUUAAAGUAUGAGCAAAUAAUGUGUUCAUUUCCCCCCUCCCCUCUGCUUCCCUUUCUCCAUCAAAGUCAUCACUUUUGCUUUAUUUUUAAUUUUAGACAAAUACUAAAGAAAUCUUUAGAGGACUUUUAUUUGGGGGAAAUAUACACCUAGCACUUAGUGACUUCUCACUGUUUUGUCCUGCACAAUCAGCUUGUGUUUUCCUCUCAUUUAGCUACCCCACUAGUUGUGGUUCAGAUACCUCAUAAAUUCAGAUAAGGGGCACUAAUGCUGAUUGUGUCAGUGAUGAAAUUCAGUUAUUGUUUUUUGUAAUCCCAUCCACUCAAGUGCAGCACAGAGACGUUAAUCUUUCUGAAGGAAAGUUAAUUUUUAACUGCAAUAUGUUUUCCAGCCACAUAAAUAUACAGACAUAUUAAGUGUGCAAAAGUACUCUGUCGUGCCUUGCGCCUCAGGUGCCCCAGGUGUGUAUAUACUGACUGUUGUGUCAUCGUUCACAUGAGACAAAUGACUGAUACAUCUCAGUGAAAGUUUAACAGUCAGUUGGUAUUUUUCAAGGCUAAAUGGCAUAUACUUGGGAACCCUAAUUUAAAGUGUUACGAACUGGUUGUAUAUUCUGUUUCUCUCUGAGCAGUACCAGACUCCAGUUUAAUACUUAACUAUAUUUCUUCUUUAGCUCUUCUUCACCCAAACAAUGUCUACCUCGCUAUAAUCCUCUCAACUCUUUGCCUCUAAACCUGACUCUGAAAUAAUUAAUCAUAUUAAGGCCAAUCUUAAGUUCUGUUUUCAGAAGCCAGAUGACAUUUUAUUUCCUCAUCUCAAUGCUCAUGUUUUUGAUGGUAUAAGUGAUCUCAAAUAGAUGCCAACCUGUUGAACAAUAACGGGCUGAUAAUCAUUUAACAGACUGGGAAGGAAAGCUCCUCUUCCUACUUAAUCAGUGACUUGUUGUACACCUGACUUUUGGGCAUUGCUUUUGGAAUUAUUUAUUCUGAACUGGUUCUCUUCAUGGCUUACUCAUAGUGGUUUAUGUACAUUUUAAAACGUAUACAGCUACUUCUCUUGCACUGUUUGUAUGAGAGGCACGUGGGCUCCCAGGGGUGCUCUUGAUACUUCUCAUAGGGCUUGGUUCUUCAUAUUAGCUCUGCCAAGCUCAGAGUAGAGAGAGGAGCCAGUCAUGGCCUCCUGAUUCUGUUAUGUGCAUCCGGUUCAAGCUCAAGCUGUAGCAGGCAGAUGUAACUUAGGCCUGGUCCACACUAACCCCCCACUUCGAACUAAGGUC
Molecule: messenger RNA, 3905 nt
Organism: Trachemys scripta elegans
Lineage: Eukaryota; Metazoa; Chordata; Testudines; Emydidae
Product: solute carrier family 2, facilitated glucose transporter member 11-like
Exons: 12
Coding region: 98-1624 (508 amino acids)
Biological process (GO): monosaccharide transmembrane transport
Cellular component (GO): membrane
Molecular function (GO): hexose transmembrane transporter activity
Source: RefSeq, a predicted model, not a curated record